Molecule: messenger RNA, 2298 nt
Organism: Halteromyces radiatus
Lineage: Eukaryota; Fungi; Mucoromycota; Mucoromycetes; Mucorales; Cunninghamellaceae
Product: ribonuclease H-like domain-containing protein
Exons: 12
Coding region: 1-2298 (765 amino acids)
Molecular function (GO): protein binding; RNA binding
Source: RefSeq, a predicted model, not a curated record
AUGGCUCAAGCAUCCAACAGAGAUUUGACUGAACUUAUUAUGCGUCCCAAUACUGGCACAGUUGGUAAACAAGUACGUGUACGAAGCAAUUUCUUUGAAAUGACUAGUAUUCCAACUCAAAAUAUACAACACUUGAAUAUUCAAUUCCUACCGGAGGGUACAUCUCUACCUGUUCGAAAAAAGUUGUGGCAAUGUUUUGAAGAUAGUCUCAAAGGUCGAGCUUUCCUCAACAAGAUCAAACCGGUUUUGAUGGUCGUGCAAAUCUCUUUUCUCCAAAACCUCUCAAAUGUGGUGAUGAUAAUCUUGGUCAACCUUCAACAAGGAAAUCGUUCUAGAGGUGUUUUCAAGUUAAAAAUCAAGCCUGUAGGUGUAAUCAACAUGAGUGAAUUACAAUUACUUUUGGAUGGAAAGUCUAUUAUUACCAACAACUGCUUGAUGGCCAUUAGAGUCCUUGACACAUUGUUUCAUUACUUUCCAUAUAUCUAUUAUACUACCAUGGGUCGAUCCUUUUAUACUCCCCAAGGUAAACGUCCAUUACCCAAUGGUGCUGAAGUGUGGCAAGGCUUCAAUCAAUAUGCUCGCCCUACUCAAGGCAAAAUGAUGGUCAAUAUUGGUGUUAGCUCCAUCGCUUUCUAUCAACCUGGUCCUCUUCACGAAAUGUUACCCAAACUACUUGGCCGCCACAGUCUUGGUGAACUUCGUCGUGGUAUUCCUGACCGUGAACAAUCUCAAGAUCGUUGUUGUCCAUCGUGUGCUGAAAAACGAUUGAAGUACAAGAUUAACAAGCUCACUCCUACCUCUGCUGAAAACACUGUAUUCAAGGAUGAUACUGGAAAUGAAGUGACCGUUGCUCAACACUUUCAAAACACUUACAACAGACGUUUGGCCUUCCCUUUCUUACCAUGUGUUGUUGUCAAGAAGAAUACCUUUUUGCCUAUGGAAGUUUGUGAAGUAGUUUCUGGUCAAUGCCCUGUAGAGACACCGAAUGACUAUCAAAAAGGUGAAAUGAUCAAGUUUACUUGGAAUACACCCAAUGCGCGUGCCAACUUGAUCAAUCAAGGUAUCGACAUCCUCGACCACAAGGACAAUCCGUAUGUUCAACAAUUUGGUGUCAGCGUCAAGCCUGAUAUGACCAUGAUCUCUUUUCAUGCUUCUUCGGAAGAUGCUAGUUUUACUCCUGUCGGUGGUACUUGGAGUCUCAGUGGUAAGAAAGUCGCAAACGGUGCCACCUUGAAAUCUUGGUCUGUCGUCAAUUUUGCAAGCAGUAUCAAUGAUGGUUCGAAUGUCAUCAAUCUUGAACCACCAAUUACUCAUGCUGAUCCUCAAGGCGAUGUCGAACGCACUCUCAAGGAAGCUUGGUUGAAAGCUGGUAAUGCUACCAAGGUUAAACCUGAAUUAAUCUUCUGUAUCUUGCCCAACACUGGUGUUCAAAUCUAUGCCGACAUCAAGCGUGUCUGUGAUACAGUUAUUGGUAUCCCCACUCAAUGUGUGAAAACGAAAUAUGUUGCCAAAGCCGAAAGAACGUAUAUUGCCAAUGUCAGUUUGAAACUAAUUUUCAAAGUACCUUUUUCUCCACAACAAACUACUAUCAUCUUUGGUGCUGAUGUUGCUCAUCCUGAUAAUAGUGAUGUGAAAACACCUACCCUUGUUGGUUUGACUGCAAGUAUGGAUUCCUAUGCCUCAAGAUAUGCCUCCGCUAUCCGUGUUCAAGCCAACCAUACUGAAAUAAUAGCUGAUUUAGCCAAUAUGGUCAAAGAACUGUUGACAAAAUUUUAUCAAACUGUGAGGGGACAUUCCAGAAAACUCAAUUUAAUCAAGUUUUCAAACUUACAAACCUUCUGUACAUUUGUGGUUGUUCAAAAACGUCAUCAUGCUCGAUUCUUCCCUGUUGAACCCCGUGAUGCCGAUCGAAGUGGUAACUGCCAACCUGGUACUGUCGUGGAUACUGAUAUCGUACAUCCUUUCGAAUUUGAUUUUUAUCUACAAUCACAUGCUGGUCUUCAAGGAACCUCUCGUCCUGCUCACUACCAUGUACUUUAUGAUGACAACAAUUUUUCUGCCGAUGCUCUUCAAGAACUCACUUAUCGUCUGUGUUAUAUGUGUCAAACAACGACCAAUGCACUUUCAAUAUGUGCCCCAGUAUACUACGCAGGAAUCUUAGCCGAAAGAGCCAGGUACUACCAAAAAGGAAAAAAUUGGAAUAACGUUACUGAUAACACAAACCAACUGAUAAAUAACGAACUAGCAACCUUCGGUUGUAUAAAACCUGAAUUGAAGAAUACAAUGUUCUUUUUGUGA